AUGAACCAUUCAAUUCUGUCGAGGGCAACUCUCACUCACCACCGCCAGUCAGCCUCUUACAAGAGAGUUGUCGCCCCUCAUGAGCUAGUGGACGGUAGCGGGCGCGGAGAACCAACGGCUGAGCUGCAUUCAACCCUUGGCCAGACCGCAAUUCGCACUCUAACCCGACCGUUCAUCUUUAUGGGGAACAUGUUUCAAGACUCACUCGGCGCGCCCCUCGACAACUGGCCAAUUCAUUGUUUCGAAGAAAGCCACGAAUUACAGCCGAGGCGCAUUAAUAACGUCAAACGCCCUCGACUAUUUUUUUUAUUUUUAAUUAACAAUGCUUUCCGGUUGCUGGAGGAGUUUUCAGGAGCCGGGGGAAAAUCAACGGCGCAUCCCCAGCCUGAAUGUUCCCCCCCCUCCUUUUUUUGUCGUUCGCUACCAAGAUUCCCGGCGUUCAUAGAGGCAGCAUUUGCAACAUCAUUUUAUCAUCAUUAUUUUCAUCCUCUCGCUUCAACUGUUGCGUCAGGCUGCUGCAUAUUGUUUAUGGGAGGAUAG
Molecule: messenger RNA, 540 nt
Organism: Fusarium odoratissimum NRRL 54006
Lineage: Eukaryota; Fungi; Ascomycota; Sordariomycetes; Hypocreales; Nectriaceae
Exons: 1
Coding region: 1-540 (179 amino acids)
Source: RefSeq, a predicted model, not a curated record